This is a messenger RNA of Cuscuta epithymum, 1781 nucleotides long. The record is from the annotation of a GenBank genome assembly. NCBI's taxonomy places the organism in Eukaryota, Viridiplantae, Streptophyta, Magnoliopsida, Solanales, Convolvulaceae.
AUUCGACUAUAUAUCCACCCACAAAAAAGUCAUAUUGUAAUAGUAGCUCAUUAGCUCAUAUCAUCAACUCCUUACAUCCUUUGAAUCUUUCAUCAUUACAUUUUGGUCUUAUUGAGUUUUCCUUAUAAUUAUUUUUUAAGCUACAUAGAGUACCACGCACAUAUCGUUAAAACAUGUCUAUGUUAAGAAACAUAAUGUUCUCAAUAUUAUGGGUCCUCAUUAUGUUCCUUACGUUAGCACCAUUAUGUUUGGCUAACCUUCAUGAUGAUAACGUUACCUUAUAUGAUAUGAAGUAUAUGGAAGAAGAAUAUGGGCAUGACUUUCGGGCAUACCCUUCAUAUAUGAUUAGUCCCAUCAAUGGGGGCUGGCGAGGAAGUGAUAACAAGCUCCGGUUAAAAGGCUUGUCCUCAAGGAGUUUAGCUUCAGCUGCAACCAUCAAUGUCGAUGACUAUGGCGCUAGGGGCGAUGGGGAACGCGAUGAUACAGCGGCAUUUAAAAAAGCUUGGAAAUCAGCAUGUUCAUCUACUGCAAGAUCGGUUUCGUUUGAAGUUUCACAGGAUAAGAAGUAUCUUCUAAAACCAAUUUCAUUUUCAGGGCCAUGCAAAUCAGCUAUUACAUUUCAGAUCUAUGGAAGUAUUGAAGCAUCUGAUAAUCGGUCAGACUACAAAAAGCAUCAAAGGCAUUGGCUACAGUUUCAAAGUGUCCAAAAUUUGAUGGUGGAAGGUGGCGGAACACUUGAUGGAAAUGGGAAAAUAUGGUGGCAAAAUUCUUGUAAAAUCAACAAAGCUCUUCCAUGCAAAGAUGCUCCCACGGCUUUGACCUUUUACAAGUGCAAAAGGUUGACCGUGAAAGACCUUAAAAUCCAAAAUGCACAACAGAUACAUGUCUCCUUCGAGAAGUGCACAAACGUUCGAGUUUCCAACGUUGCCGUAGCCGCGCCGGAGACCAGCCCUAACACCGACGGCAUCCACGUAACCGGCACAAAAAACAUUAACUUGACUGGCUGCACCAUCCGAACCGGUGAUGAUUGCAUUUCGAUUGUUAGUGGCGCCCGAAACGUUGUUGCAACAAAUAUUGCUUGCGGACCCGGGCACGGAAUUAGCAUUGGAAGCUUAGGAGCGGGAAAUUCGAAAGCUUACGUAUCUAAUGUUAUUGUGAACGGCGCAAAGCUCUCUAGGACUACAAAUGGAGUCCGGAUCAAGACGUGGCAGGGAGGUUCGGGAAGUGCAAGCAACAUCAAGUUUAAGAACAUAAAGAUGUAUGAUGUGAAGAACCCAAUUAUCAUCGACCAAAACUAUUGUGACCAAAACAGGCCUUGCAAAGAUAAUAAGAGAUCAAAUGUUCAAGUGAAAAAUGUGGUAUACGAGAACAUAUCUGGAACAAGCGCAACAGAAAUGGCGAUUGACUUUGAUUGUGACAAGAGACAUUCUUGCCGAGGAAUAAUAUUGCGCAAUGUCAAUUUGAAAAGGGAAGGAGGUGGAGAAGCAAAGGCUACAUGUAGAAAUGUACGCUUCAGCAAUAACAUUGCAAAUGAUAAUGUCUCACCACAAUGCCAGCUUGGAGAAGAUUAAGAUAUAUGCAGUAUUUAUUAGUCAAAUAAUAUUGUGAUGUCAUUUUAGAAGUAUAUAUUUAGUGUACAUCCAUAAAUGCACUUGUGAACUAUGGUUGAUAGAUUGUAAUUAGAUAUACAUACCACUCUACACAUAUUGUAUGCGAAUGUGAUAUUUGUACAGUACAUAAUUUAUUUGAUUGCAUUUGAAUAAAAAAGAAGGUUACUUGAA